AUGGAAAUGAUUAAGUAUCUUAAGUAUCUUAAGAUAUAAUAUUUAUGACUAGGGAUAAAAUAUAUAAAAAAUUGCAUUAAUAAAUAAUGUCUUCAAAAAUAUAAGCUUUUCUUAAAGGUAAAAUAGAAAUAAGAAAAAGAAAGUAAAAAAAAAAUUUAUUAAUAAUUUAUUGAGAUGAAUGAAUUUUGGUAUUUAAAUAUUGUAUAUAAAUUAAGUACUGCAUUAUACUUAAUAGAAUUAUAAAUUCUUUAAUUAUUUUAUUUUACUUUGAAUACAAAUAUAUACAAAUAUAUGUUUAAAUAAACAUGAAAAUUGAAGAAUGACAUCAUAUAUAAAUUAAAAAGGACAUUAUGUAUCAUAACAUUUUAAGACAGAGGACAUAGAAUACAGAUGCUGUAGCCUCUGACUUCUAACAGAGAACUAUAAAUAGCAUUUGAUGCCUGAUGUAUUUUCACAUUCUAUUUUCGCAAAUCCAUGAAAUGCCUAAACUUCCUCUUACUAUCACACUUAAAUAAUAGUAACAAAUAUGAUAUAGUUUAUGCAAAAUAAGUUAUUUAUAUAUGCUUUUUUUGAGCUAAGUCAUUUUUGCUAUAGAUAUAUAAAUGCUUUAUGAAUGAUUCUAGUUCAAUUUACUAAUUAUAUAACUAUAAUGCAAUUCAUUCAAUAAAAUUUAUAAAUUGAAUAUACUUCAGCAAUAAUGCGAGCAAUAAUCAAAGAUUAUAAUAAUUUUGAUAUAUAGUAUAGAUAUUUUGAUAUAAUAAGUGCUAUUUUCCUGAUAAUUUCUUGUAAACACUAGAUUCAAAUAAAAAGAUACUUUUUUACUAAAAAAUAUAUGUCAAUCAUUUUUUAAAUACAUGACCUAUAUUUACAUAAAUCAAUAAAAAAAAAUUUAUUUUUAUUAUAAUAUAUAAACAAUUUGAUUUUGAUUUUUUAUAAGAUUUUCUUCAUCCUUUUCAUUUUUCAUACAGAUAAUAAAUAAUACAGAUAUUAAUAAUUAUAAAAUAUUAUUUUAUAUAAAUAUUGUUUUACCACAAUAGUAAUAAUUUAAAUAUUUUUAUUUUAUCUUUAUCUUAAGUUUGAUAUAUUUCAUAGUUAGUAUAACAGAUUAAAUUGAUAUUUUAAAUUUACUCGUUUAAUAAAAUAGAUUGAAUGUAUGAUAGUAUGAAUCAAUACAAUAUUUAUUAAUAUUAAAUCCAUUGUUAAAUCCAUAUAUCAAAAAUAUAUACUAAUUUAUAAAAUAUUUAAUAUUAAGUUCAAAUAAACAUCCUCUUUUAUGAUUUUAGACUUUAUUUGCAUAAAAUUAAUAUUUCAAUUGAUAAUUAUGAAGUCAAAUUAAUUCUUACAGGUAUAAUUGUUAUAAAUUUUGAUAUGAACAUGAAAUACAAGAAAAUUGAUAUAGAUUUUUAAGAUAAGAGGAUAGUAGAAGAGGAAAGAUAAGAUUUGAUUGCAUUUGCCGAGUUAACUAUGCUAUUUAAUUAACUUAUUAAUAAAAUAAUCAGAUAAACAGGUAUAAGUGUAAUAAUUUUCUUGAUUUUGAAAAUUUUAUUUGCUACAUAUAUAUAUAAACAAUAAUCACAGAGGGAUGGGAGUGGGGGAUUGAACAGUUUUGUCGAGUGUUAUCAGAGGGAGUAGUUGUAUGGCUUGAAUUGCGAGAGAUAGCGGAAGCGUAUAUUCUGUGGCGGAACUACAUUUGCAUCUUUCUUCCAUUAUUAAAUGUGACAUUGUAGAUUACAGGCGUGAAAGAAAAUUUGAUUGAUUACAGUUAAAUUAGACAGUUAGAGCAAGCAGUAGCCAUCUUGCAAUAA
Molecule: messenger RNA, 1805 nt
Organism: Heterotrigona itama
Lineage: Eukaryota; Metazoa; Arthropoda; Insecta; Hymenoptera; Apidae
Source: the annotation of a GenBank genome assembly